Molecule: messenger RNA, 787 nt
Organism: Gymnodraco acuticeps
Lineage: Eukaryota; Metazoa; Chordata; Actinopteri; Perciformes; Bathydraconidae
Product: nuclear prelamin A recognition factor-like
Cellular component (GO): lamin filament
Molecular function (GO): lamin binding
Source: RefSeq, a predicted model, not a curated record
GAAAACAAUGGAGUCAGACGUACACACCGGACUGUCUUAAAUAACGGAAUCAAUAAGCACUUUUAUACACCAGUAUUAUAAAAUAAGAGCGGAGGUUAAACCCAGGAAACUGUGACACCGUCUACAAAUGAUUAAACUUUAAAGAAAUACUGCUUAAUAUAGAAAUAGUGCUGAGUAACUGAGUUCCCCUGCUGUGUCUGAUUGUCCUCUGAAGUCCUUCUGCGUCUUUGUCUGUGAAAUAAGAGUAAAAGAUAACCGCAGAGGAAGAUGUCAGAGGUCAACUUACCGAAGCGCAAGGAGAAGUGUGAGAACUGCACCAAACAGUGCAACAAGAAGCAGAGUGAAGAUGGUGCCGACUCACACCUGGAGAAAGAGGAAGUCAAUGGACAGUUCCCUGAAGAAUCCCCCCUGCUGCUCAGCUCCUGUCUGUCCUGUGACGGCUGUCUGUCGGAGGAGGAGAGUCUGAAGAUCUCUCAGCAGAACCUGGAGGAGCUGGAGCGAGUGCUGGCGCUCAAUAAGAAGUGUGACGUGUCGAAGCGGCGCGUCCUGGUCGCCUCGGUGUGUCCGCAGUCUCUGCCUUUCUUCGCUGUGAAGUUCGGAGUGGACAUCACGGAGGCAGCGCACAAACUCUGCGGCUUCCUCAAGAGUUUAGGUGUGCACUUUGUGUUGGACAGCACUCUGGCUGCAGGCUUCAGUAUCUUAGAGAGUCAGAAGGAGUUUGUUCAGAGGUUUCGCCGGAGGAACCAAGACUCCACCGCUCUGCCCAUGUUCACCUCCUCCUGCCCGG